AUGUUAGGUCAACUUCUUCCGGCUCUAAGUCUCUUUUCUUGUCUUGUGAUAGCAAAAACAAAAGACAGUGAUAGUCAUUCUAUUCCAGCGAAUCCCAAUCAACCUUUAAGUUUACCACCUCAUUAUCAACUCUUGGUAGGAGGCCAACCUGGUCCAUUUUAUACCUUCAAUUAUGAUGUCUCUCAGAAGGUGAUCACAAACUCAAGUAUGAGUGUUGAAUUGGGUACAGGACCGUCUUGGGUUGAAUUCGAUCAAACUAAACAAUUCAUGUUCAGUUCGGACGCAACUCACACAUAUAAUAAUUUGACUAACGCGGGUGGAGUUUUCUCGUCUAAGAUCGACAAGGAUGGAAAGGUCACAGUUAUAUCAUCCUCUGCUACUGGUUCCCAACCUGUUCGAGUAGCGGUCGAUAAAGAAGCUCGUAACCUGAUCGUUGGCACUUACAUUGGCGCCACAGUCGAGAGAUUCACGAUUGAUCCAAAGACUCGAGAACUAUCCAAAAAACCUGCUGAAAAGAUGGUUUUCACAGGUCGAAGUGUUAAUCCUAUCCGUCAAACUGCUUCCUUCAUUCACGAUGUUCAAUAUACACCAGAUUAUACUCAAGUGGUGGCUAUAGAUUUGGGAACUGAUAUGAUUCGUAAAUUUCAAGUCGGAAAGGAUGGUGAACUGACAAAGAUGGCUCCUGUCACACUUCCUCCUGGAUGUGGACCCAGACACUUGACCUGGGCACCCAGAGCCGACGGCGCAAAGUUGGAUGCUUAUGUUAUCUGCUCCUUGACACGCGUUUUGCUCACUUUUGAAGUUGAUAUCGCUAGUAAUCACAAAUUCACUUUGAAAGGUAAACCACUCUCAACAGAACCUACUCAUCCACUUAACCGUACCACACUAGAAGGAUCCGAAAUACUAGUAUCACCAGAUGGUCGAUUUGUGGUCACCUCCACAACCCAGACUUCUGCCGAUCCAGCCUUUCUACCGGAUAAUCUAUUAGUCUCCUUUCCAAGGGAUUUGAAAACUGGUAUACUUGGAUCAACCCCAAUUCGAACACCUACCGGUGGAAGAGUACCUCGACAGUUUGCAUUUGAUCCAACUGGUCAACUCAUCGCUGUAGCUCAACAAGGCGCAGAAAAUGUUUUGGUGCUUCAGCGUGAUGUAGAAACUAGUGAAGCUAAGAUAGUCACACAAGCUCCGGCAGAGCGAGCUUCUUUUGCAGUAUGGCGAACUUUAGAAAAAUAA
Molecule: messenger RNA, 1233 nt
Organism: Melampsora larici-populina 98AG31
Lineage: Eukaryota; Fungi; Basidiomycota; Pucciniomycetes; Pucciniales; Melampsoraceae
Exons: 4
Coding region: 1-1233 (410 amino acids)
Molecular function (GO): 6-phosphogluconolactonase activity; protein binding
Source: RefSeq, a predicted model, not a curated record